AUGGCCAACUCGACUCUGACCACUUUGGACUUGAACGACAACUCGAUCGGGGACAACGGAGCUGUUGCGCUGUCUGAGGCACUCAAGACCAACUCGACUCUGACCACUUUGUACUUGGGGGCCAACUCAAUCGGGGCCAACGGAGCUGUGGCGCUCUCUGAGGCACUCAAGACCAACUCGACUCUGACCACUUUGGACUUGUGGGACAACUCGAUCGAGGACAACGGAGCUGUUGCGCUGUCUGAGGCACUCAAGACCAACUCGACUCUGACCACUUUGUACUUGGGUUGCGACUCGAUCGGGGACAACGGAGCUGUGGCGCUGUCUGAGGCACUCAAGACCAACUCCACUCUGACCACUUUGAACUUGAACGACAACUCGAUCGGGGAUAACGAAGCUGUUGCGCUGUCUGAGGUACUCAAGACCAACUCGACUCUGACCACUUUGGACUUGGGGGCCAACUCGAUCGGGGCCAACGGAGCUCAGGCGUUGUCUGAGGCACUCAAGACCAACUCCACUCUGACCACUUUGAACUUGAACGACAACUCGAUCGGGGACAACGGAGCUGUUGUGCUGUCUGAGGCACUCAGGACCAACUCCACUCUGACCUCUUUAGACUUGGGAGACAACUCGAUCGGAGACAAUGGAGCUGUUGCGCUGUCUGAGGCACUCAAGACCAACUCGACUCUAACCACUUUGGACUUGAACGACAACUCGAUCGGGGACAACGGAGCUCAGGCGCUGUCUGAGGUACUCAAGACCAACUCGACUCUCACCACUUUGAACUUGAGGCACAACUCGAUCGGAGACAAUGGAGCUCAGGCGCUGUCUGAGGUACUCAAGACCAACUCGACUCUGACCACUUUGGACUUGGAGGGCAACUCGAUCGGGGACAACGGAACUGUGGCGCUGUCUGAGGCACUCAAGACCAACUCAACUCUAACCACUUUGAAGUUGGAGGCCAACUCGAUCGGGGCCAACGGAGCUGUGGCGUUCUCUGAGGCACUCAAGACCAACUCGACUCUGACCACUUUGAACUUGAACGACAACUCGAUCAGAGACAACGGAGCUGUUGCGCUGUCUGAGGCACUCAAGACCAACUCGACUCUCACCACUUUGAAUUUGAGGGGCAACUCGAUCUGGUUCAAAGGGUUGCAGGCGAUGUUUGAGGCUCUCAAGUCCAACUCGACUCUGACCACUUUGGACUUGCUGAACGACUCGAUCGGGAACGAUGGAGCUAAGGCGAUGUUUGAGGCUCUCAAGUCCAACUCGACUCUGACCACUUUGGACUUGCUGGACGACCCGAUCGGGGCCAACGGAGCUGUGGCGCUGUCUGAGGCACUCAGGACCAACUCCACUCUGACCACUUUGAAGUUGGAGGGCAACUCGGUUGGGGACAACGGAGCCGUUGCGCUGUCUGAGGCACUCAAGACCAACUCCACUCUGACCUCUUUAGACUUGGGAGACAACUCGAUCGGAGACAAUGGAGCUGUUGCGCUGUCUGAGGCACUCAAGACCAACUCGACUCUGACCACUUUGGACUUGUGGGACAACUCGAUCGGGGACAACGGAGCUGUGGCGCUGUCUGAGGCACUCAAGACCAACUCGACUCUGAACACUUUGGACUUGGAGGGCAACUCGAUCGGGGCCAACGGAGCUGUUGCGCUGUCUGAGGCACUCAAGACCAACUCGACCCUGACCACUUUGUACUUGGGGGCCAACUCGAUCGGGGCCAACGGAGCUGUUGCGCUGUCUGAGGCACUCAAGACCAACUCGACUCUGACCACUUUGGAUUUGGAGGGCAACUCGAUCGGGGACAACGGAGCUGUUGCGCUGACUGAGGCACUCAAGACCAACUCGACUCUAACCACUUUGAAGUUGGAGGGCAACUCGAUCGGGGACAACGGAGCUCAGGCGCUGUCUAAGGCAUGCAACACCAACUCGAUUGUGACCAUUAUUGGCGUACGAGGUUUAUAG
Molecule: messenger RNA, 1977 nt
Organism: Linnemannia hyalina
Lineage: Eukaryota; Fungi; Mortierellomycota; Mortierellomycetes; Mortierellales; Mortierellaceae
Source: the annotation of a GenBank genome assembly